UCACUCGCCACUAUUUUUGCCGCCAAUUUAUUUAAUUUGUUCUUAUUUUCUCCUCUUCCUUUUGCACCUUAUGCUUGCCUUCAUACUUCAACUAUACCAACCAUUCAGGUGAAAUCCUCUAUUUUGGUCGGACAAGAUCGACUGAUGGAUCUAAGUUCUGGCACCAGAAUAAAUAACGUUCAAAAUCCGACAGUCUCUCACCUCCAGAUACCAUUCACUAGCUGUGAAAACUGUGAUACCGCCCUUCUGGGACCAAUCAGUUCGUCUUCUAUCCUAGGAUUCGGGCCCAAAGCGAUUUCUGGUCUGGUCGUUUCAUCUGAAAACAAUUCUCGUAAUCAUGAAGUCGGACCUCGAAUCUUAACACUUACGAAUCCGAACAUAGAUCUGGCUAUGGCAUCGUUAUCAGAUGGAGACAAUAGCAUGAGGAAUCUCAGCCCGGCGAAUCCUGAAGUCGAUUUGUCUUGUGAGACAGAAACUGCGCCUCAAAUAUCGGAGGGAACUUCUGCCGAUAACCUAUCUAGCCGAGAGCUGGUCGCAAGCUUUGUGCCUCAGGCCAGUGAGACUGAUUUUACGGACGAAGAGCUAGCUAUGAUGCACCAGCUGAUCAGACAGCGACACUCCUCUAGCACCCCACCUUCCAAUCUCCCUGCCUCUGCUUUAUCAUCUUCAGCUUCUUCAACUUCCCCAUCCUCUCCAGCCCCUGUGUGCCACUGGAGUCAACCACUUAUCCCUCAGGAGCUAGAAGCCCACUGUGAUGAUAAUUUGGUCGACUGUUAUGUGUUAAGAGACGACAAUCAUUCAGACGCAUGCGUAACGAAGAGGAGCAAGGAAGAAGCCUUCGUGCCACAAGACAGAGAUCAUCAAUUUCCGCACUUCAGAAAAGGAAAUAAAGGUUGCAUCGAGGAGGGUCCUUCAAACGAAGCAGAAGAGAUGAUGGGCUUGCAUCAAAUAGACGCUCGGCCAUGCAAAGGGUCUUUUAUAAACUCGCGCCACGCUGCUUCUCUGGCUGGUUCGCCAGAAGCCUACAGCGCCGAUUGGCCAAAGUUACAGCACGAAUGUGUUCCAGCCUCACAGGUUGGCACAAUGCGAUUGCCAAUAUCCUCCAUAAUGGCUUCUGCACCUGUGCUGACGAUCAGAGAUGAAAUAUGUGAAGAGGAGGUCAAAGCCAGAGUCCUUCCAACGGUAAUAACUGGGAGAGCAAGGCUCAAUGAAAACAUUGGCCAAAAUGACCCUGAGGAUUGCAUCAAUCGAAGAGAUGCCCCAAUGCCCACAAUAGCAUCAGCCGUGUCAAUGGUUGGAAGUGGACGAGAGCUGGAGAUGGAAGAGAAUGACGUGCGGGGCGUGGAUAGUAUAAAGAACGCUUCGGAUGCUCCUGAGCUCCUCAGUCCCAGCGAACCAGUCUCUCUUCCAACAAUUAACUCUCUCAAUAGACACAAAGGAUACCGGAGUCGCAUGAAGUUAGUCAUUUAUAUAGAAUUUCGGUUAACUUUGCAUCUCAGCCUUCGUUUUGUCGGAUUUUAUGGAAUUUCUGAUCCAGAUUAUCUUUGA
Messenger RNA from Protopolystoma xenopodis, 1548 nucleotides. The record is from the annotation of a GenBank genome assembly. Lineage: Eukaryota; Metazoa; Platyhelminthes; Monogenea; Polystomatidea; Polystomatidae.